AUGACAACACCCAACACAAGCCAGACGGCCAUGUCAGAAUUGGCAGAACUCAAACAGCAAAGGGCCUCAACCAAAGCGAGUAUCAGUAGGAUUAAAGGGUUGAUCGAAACCCACAUAAAGGGGACUGGAAAAUUAUUGUCACAGCCGGAAUUAAAAUGUAGGCAAGGUAUCCUAGAUUCUUACUUUAAACAGGUCUUAUCAUUUCAGACAUCAAUUGAGAAACUAGAUGCUACCGAUACGUGCAGAGCUGACUUAGAGGAGCUUUAUAUUUCAACAAAAAUUUCCAUAUCUUCGCAGCUGAAUGAUGAAGCUAAUAAUUCUACAAUGAUGGACAACACAGCAUUGAUACCUCCUGUGAGUAAGAAGUUGCCACAUUUGAAAUUACCCACGUUCAGUGGUAAGUACUCUGAAUACAAGAACUUCAUCAAUUCUUUCGUCCAAAUUAUUGAUCGAGAAGCGUGUCUAACCAACAUCGAAAAAUUUAACCAUUUACGAAAUUGUCUAACGGGCCAAGCAUUAGAAACAGUGCAGGCAUUCCCCAUUUGUAAUGAAAAUUAUCCGAAGGCUUUAGAGCGACUUAAAACACGGUAUGACAACAGUACGCUGAUUUUCUUAGAAAACAUUACAGCUUUAUUUGAUUUGCCAGUGGUUUCGGAUCAGUCUAGCCACCAACUUCGCAGCCUAAUCGAUAAUGUGUCUGCACUGUACGGUUCACUCUGCACGUUAGGCUCUGAAAAACAAAUAUGUGAGGCAAUACUCAUUUCAUUGGUAAUGCAGAGGGUGGAUGAAACUACACGUAGGAAAUGGAAGGAGGCGCUAUCUCUCACCACUCUGCCUAGUUGGAACGACUGUUCAGCACUGCUUGACAGACAUUGUCAGUUUCUAGAAUCUCUCGAUCACAAGCCAUACAACCAUCUAUCGGUACAUCGUAAAGCCAACAAUAUUAAGGCCAAACCCAUCAAUCGUCCUAAACAGUAUUCGUUCGCUACAGCUACUUCCACCCAGUCCUGCUUACUUUGUUCAAGUCAUGAACAUUUAGUGCAGAAAUGCCCUCGUUUUAAAUCUAUGGAAGUUAACCAAAGAUUUGAGAAGGCGAAAUGUUUGAAACUCUGCAUUAACUGUCUAUCGCCCCGGCAUCGAGUGGCCAAUUGCACAUCAUCAUUCAAAUGCCGAAUAUGCGCAAAGUCACAUCACACACUCUUGCACCAACCCAAUAGCAAUGACCAGGUUUCGGAUUCACUAAAUACCACAAGGCAAACUCUGUUGCCCAAUAACAAUGUUGCCAGUCACUCUCAUCUUGAUAUGUCUUCAAAUGAACAAAUAAUUUUAGCUACGGCGCUGGUUUUGGUGAAAGAUUCAGUUGGAGGUUAUCAAGUGGGGAGAGCGUUACUCGAUUCGUGCUCGCAGGUUAAUUUUAUAACAGAGGAAUUCUCAAAAAAUCUUAAUUUGGUCAAAUACAAGCGACCGGUACAUGUGGCAAGUAUAGGCAGCACAUUUGCUAAUAUAAAGCAUCAAACAUCCACUAUCGUAAAGUCACGUCAUUCAAAUCUUGAGCUGGAUCUCAACUUCUGCGUUACUCCUCAUAUUGCUUACCAGCCAAGCUCAGAAAUUGAUGUAUCAUCAUGGAACCUCCCGCCGAAUACUUCACUCGCAGAUGAACUAUUUUUUAAAUCCAAACGUAUCGAUCUCUUACUAGGCACAGAAAGCUUCUUUGACAUUUUAUCCAUCGGUCAAAUUAAACUGGGUGCGAAUCUUCCAGUCCUGCAAAAAACAUUGUUUGGAUGGGUGGUAUCCGGUAGAUGUCAAGGUGUUCUCGAUAAUCCCACAGUUGCAAACUGCCUAAUGUCACUAGAUGAUACCGUAUCCAAACAACUAGAAAUGAUGUGGAAGAUAGAGGAAGUACAAUCAGCUGAAAAAUCGUGGUCACCAGAACAAGCGAAGUGCGAGACCUCCUAUCAAGAAACAGUUCGACAAGCUAUGGACGGAAGAAUUGUAGUUCGAUUACCAUUUAAGGAACCACCAACCACCCUCGGUCUGACACACAGCAUUGCCUUGCGUCGACUUCUAGGUAUAGAACGACGCUUAUCAUCCAAUCCUGCAUUAAAACGCGAUUACUGGGAGUUCAUGAAACAAUAUCUGGAGUUAGGGCAUAUGACGCGCGUCGAAGAUCCCAAAUUGAACGAACCGCAUUACUAUAUCCCUCACCAUUGUGUUCUGAAGCCUUCCAGCACGUCAACAAAGUUGAGAGUAGUUUUUGACGCAUCAUGUCCAACUUCAUCUAGUCGUGCGCUAAAUGACAUUUUGCUGGUAGGCCCUACCAUUCAGCCGGAACUAUAUCUGCUCCUUCUUCAGUUUCGUUUAUACCGUUAUGCUCUGACAGCCGACAUCGUAAAGAUGUUCCGACAAAUUUUGGUGGACAAAGGAGAUCGAAGGUUUCAAUAUAUCCUCUGGAGAGACACAGAUGCGGAGCCUGUUAGUACUUACGAACUCAAUACUGUCACUUAUGGCACAGCAUCGGCGCCGUUUUUAUCAACUAGAAAUUUACAAUAUUUGGCCGAUAAAUAUAAAGACAAAUACCCAUUAGGCUCUCCACUUCUUAAAUCGUCAUUUUUUGUGGAUGAUUUUAUUGGCGGAGCCGACUCCAGUGAAGAACUUGUCGAAAUUAAACAUCAACUGACUGCAAUUCUGAAGGAAGGUUGUUUUGAAUUGGAUAAAUGGCAUUCUAAUCAUGUGGAUUUUGUAAGCGACACUACAACGAAGAGUUGUAUCUGGGUUCGGAUACGAUCACUAGCGCAUUGGGCAUCAAAUGGCAUCAACUUCAUGAUGUGUUUCUAUUCUCUUUCAAUGUCCCGAUUAGUCGUACGGUAA
Molecule: messenger RNA, 2868 nt
Organism: Teleopsis dalmanni
Lineage: Eukaryota; Metazoa; Arthropoda; Insecta; Diptera; Diopsidae
Exons: 1
Coding region: 1-2868 (955 amino acids)
Source: RefSeq, a predicted model, not a curated record